Paramecium tetraurelia is the source of this 691-nucleotide messenger RNA. RefSeq lists its product as uncharacterized. Lineage: Eukaryota; Ciliophora; Oligohymenophorea; Peniculida; Parameciidae. The transcript has 4 exons. The record is from RefSeq and is a predicted model, not a curated record.
AUGUCUAAAGCAGAUGCCAAAAAUCUGAAAGAGGAAAUAAAAAAGUUGUAUGACCCACUGUUAUUUUAUUAACAUGGAGAUAAUCCAGCUUAUAAGAGAUAUAUUGAAAUAAUGUAAGAAAAUGCAUAAGAGGGUAAACAAAUAGAUCCAAGAACAUAUUUUGUAAAUAAAUUACAGAGAAUUCACGUGGCAAGAAACAUUCAAGAUUUCGUUGAGAGAGAUCUGAAAUGCUUCAAUUUCAUUCGAAUCUUCCCUGUUUGGAUAUGCACUACUGGAUUCUUUUUAUAAGCUGCCUUAACUUAGAGAUAAAUGUUUUUGCCUAUUGGAUAAAGGGGUAUAACAAGUAUCAAAUAAACUUCAUUCUUUUACAACUUUGGAUAUGUGGGUUUGGCAGGAUAUGGCCUGUAUUUAUUCGGAGCAUCUUAUCUAUGGUGGUAGGUUACAAAAAUGACUGCAGUUAAGUUUUAUAAACACUGUUUACUUGGAGAAAGAUAAUGGUCAUAUGAGAGGGAGAGACAAAACAAUACUUAUGGCAACUACUAUUUCAAGGAUGUACCCUUGUCAUGCGAAGAGAACUUCCCAGAUUUAGCAAGAGGAGAAAUAGCAAAGAAGCAAAGACCCAAGCCAGAGUGGUGAUAAAAAUACAUUCAUAAUUAUACAAAAUAUCUAUUAUAAUGAUUCUAUUCUAAAA